AGCGCCGACGCGCCACGUCCGGAUACACCACGUGAUUUCCGUGUGAUUUGGAGUUUUCGACGAACAUGGAUGCCGGCAUCGUCGUGUUGGUGACCGGCGGCACGGGACUCGUCGGUCGCGCCGUGCAAGCAGAGGUCGAGAAGUUGUCGACGAUCAACGAGACGUGGAUCUUUGUCGGAUCUGCCGAUGCGGAUUUAACUGACUUGGCGGCAACUCGGCGUCUGUUCGAGAUGCAUCGACCGACGCACGUGCUGCACCUGGCCGCGCGCGUCGGCGGUCUGUUCAAGCAGCUGCAUGAACCCGUCGAGUUUUUUCGCGCGAACUCAUCCAUGAACGACAACGUCCUCGCGUGCGCCCAUGACGUGGGUGUGACCAAAGUCAUCUCGAUGCUGUCGACAUGCAUCUUCCCCGACAACACGACAUACCCCAUCACGGAAUCGAUGCUACAUCUCGGCCCGCCGCAUGCGUCCAACAUCGGGUAUGCGAUCGCCAAGCGCAACUUGGACAUCCUGAGUCAGUGCUACGUCCGCCAGCACCGCAAGUGUUUCACGUGUGUAAUUCCGACCAACGUGUUCGGGCCGCACGACAACUUUCACUUGCAAGACGCUCACGUCAUCCCGGCCCUCGUCCACAAGUGCUACCUGGCAAAGCAGCGCGGCGACGCUUCCUUUGUUGUCGGUGGGUCCGGCACUCCGCUCCGUCAAUUCAUUUUCAGCCACGACUUGGCCAAACUUCUCCUGUGGGCCAUUCGUUUCUACGACGACACGUCCGAGCCACUCAUUCUGUCCGUGGACGAUGAGCUCUCGAUUGGAGACGUCGCCGUGGCGAUCGCCAAGGCCAUGGACUUUCACGGCACCGUCAAAUUCGACGCGACUCAACCCGACGGCCAAAUGAAGAAAACAGCGAGCAAUGCCAAGCUCCGCCGCCUCGUCCCGGCCUUUCAGUUUACGUCGUUCCAGGAUGGCAUCGCGGCGACGGUGGAAUGGUUUAUCAAGCACUAUCACGACUGCCGCAAAUAAACCCCAUGGACCGUCGUACUUGUUUAGCAUCGGUCUGGCUCGUCUUCUCACGGAAAUGCUUGCAGUCGUG
This is a messenger RNA of Aphanomyces invadans, 1089 nucleotides long. RefSeq lists its product as hypothetical. Gene Ontology annotation, biological process: nucleotide-sugar biosynthetic process. The transcript is spliced from 2 exons. Gene Ontology annotation, molecular function: GDP-L-fucose synthase activity. Lineage: Eukaryota; Oomycota; Saprolegniomycetes; Saprolegniales; Verrucalvaceae. The record is from RefSeq and is a predicted model, not a curated record. Bases 66 to 1019 code for a protein of 317 amino acids.